This is a messenger RNA of Clonostachys rhizophaga, 1020 nucleotides long. The record is from the annotation of a GenBank genome assembly. NCBI's taxonomy places the organism in Eukaryota, Fungi, Ascomycota, Sordariomycetes, Hypocreales, Bionectriaceae.
AUGCAAUCAAUAUAUCUUCAUAAAGCCACCUUGACUUGGUUCAAAGACCUCAAUGUCCCAGAACAGUUUGGCCUUGCUACUAAUCAGGUUACGCCAUUCUACAUCCCGACACCUGAUGGCGAGAGGCUGCACUCAUGGCAUAUUUUGCCCCUGGGUGCCUACAUCGGCAAUCAAUCCGAGCUUCUAGCGCAAGGGAGUGGAUUGGUGGAUAGUUUCGAAGAAAAGCUCAAUUUCAAGCUUCUGAAAAACAACCCAAAUGUUCGCCUUGUUCUUUAUUUUCAUGGCACAAGUGGCACAAUCGCCACCUUUGACUAUCGAGGCUACGGCAAAUCAAGUGGCGAGCCCUCUGAAGGUGGAAUCAUCCAGGAUGCUCUUACCAUUGCGGCCUGGGCUAUGGAGGUGGCUGGGAUCCCUCCAGAGCGUAUUGUUGUAUACGGCCAGAGCCUCGGCUCUGCGGUCUCGAUUUCUCUGGUUAAUGAACUGGUCAAAAGAGAACAGAAGACCCAUUUCGCUGGUCUUGUAGUCACCGCAACCUUCUCUGAUGUCGCCCAACUAGCAGCUACAUAUCGGAUUGGAGGUGUUAUUCCUAUGCUCUCCCCUGUCGCCAAGGUUGGUCCGCUGUUCGAGUACUUUACAAGUCGCUUGACCAGUACAUGGGACAACCAGAAACGACUGGGCGAAAUCAUUGAAUUGGCUGAACAGUUUGAUAUCACUUUGUUGCAUGCUGAGGAUGACCCAUUUAUCCCGAUAGAUCACUCACAUCGCCUGAUUCGACAUCUGAUUGAUAUCGCGGAAGACCCUGAGAUUUAUUCAGGUGUUGAUGCAAAUGGGAGCUUAAUAGAGAGAUUGAAGACCAGGCAGGAUUCUCGGGGUGAGGGAGGAUCGGUUCUUGAAUGGCCAACAAACAAAGGCAAAAUUCGAUUCGUCACACUGAGGUAUGGCGCUCACGAUGAGAUCAUGUCGCACGCUGCUACAAGCAUUGCUAUUAGAAAAACGUUUGGUUCCGCAUCAUAUUUCUAG